Eriocheir sinensis (Chinese mitten crab) is the source of this 4713-nucleotide messenger RNA. RefSeq names its product amiloride-sensitive sodium channel subunit alpha-like. The record is from RefSeq and is a predicted model, not a curated record. The coding region runs from base 152 to 2248 and encodes 698 amino acids. Gene Ontology annotation, molecular function: ligand-gated sodium channel activity. Gene Ontology annotation, biological process: sodium ion transmembrane transport. Lineage: Eukaryota; Metazoa; Arthropoda; Malacostraca; Decapoda; Varunidae. Gene Ontology annotation, cellular component: membrane. The transcript has 15 exons.
UGAUGACGGCUUAGUGAGGAGAAGGAGGAGGAAGAGAAGGAGUAGCCUCAAAGAAGAAGAAGAGACGGACGAAGAGAGUGAAGAAGAUGAAGAAGAGGAGGUGAAAGAGAAAGAAAGGAGGGAGAAAAAAGCUAAACCUACACCCCAUCAGAUGCAAAUUCAGGCACACACAAACGCUGGAAAGGGCAAACCACAUCAGUCACUCACCCAGACGACUAGAAAGCUCAAACGCAAACAAACGCAUUACACAGUGAAACCAACGACACCCAUGACCCCAAGACACAUCAACACAGAAAUCGUCAAGAAAAUCAAGGAGAAAAUGGACGAGAGGCUAGACAGAGUGAAGAGAGAUGCGACGAUGCUGACCUCUCUGGCCCGAAGCAACGAGGAGGAGGAAGAGGAGAAGGAAGAGGAGGAGGAAGAGAGGACAGAGAUAGAGGGUGAUAUGCUUCCUUCAGGCGACAGGGCCAUACCUCCACCUGGCUCCAAUCACACGCAGGUGGUGGACUAUCUCACGUUCAUCAAGGAGUUCAAACACGCCUUCGAGAGCGAUCAAGAUUCGCCGAUAAGAAGGAGGAGGAGAAAGAGGAGGAGGCAGAAACGAGAUGUCGGUGCAGAAGAAAAUAGACCGGACGGGAUGGAAGUCAUAGGCAGCGAGCAACAGACGCCAGGGAAGGUCAAAGAAGUGAGGCUGGUGUGCAAUCGCUACUACAUCUACUUCGAACUGCUGGCGAAGGAGCGGAAGUUUAGCGAAGAUGAAUCCCAUUACGUCAAUAUCGAAGAAGUGAUGAUGAUGUGCACGAAAGACGACUACCGCACCAUCAUCACCUUCAACCCGAUCUGCAACAUGGAGGUGGUGUGUGACAACUACGGCUGCUUCGACUACAGACUGAACAGAUAUAACGAGACUGUCAACGAAACGCAUCGCUGCCCCUCCUGUGCUAACGGCCGAUGCUGGGAAGAGGAGUGGGUGGUGGGAUUCGAGAACGAAACGCUCAGCCCGGAACAGGUCAGCGGCAUCUUCGAGGCCAGCCGCACCCUCGACUUCUCUGACCUGCUGGGCCUCUACUCGCCCAGCAAGGAGGACAUCCGACGCUUCUCCCCCGAGGCCAACAAUUUCAUCAAGACCUGCAGCUACGACCGACGACCGUGCUCCUCCAACCAGUUUCACAUGUGGAUCAGUGACGUUUACGGGAUGUGUUACACCUUCAACUCCGUGCACCGCGAGAUUCAGUUACGCAAGAACAACAAGACCGUCAAAGCCAAGGCCAGGAAAACCACCUCCACGGGGCCCUUGAACGGCCUUCGCCUCACCCUGAACGUCAACGAGGACCAGUACCUGUCGCUGCUCUCCCCGGACAUUGGCGUGCGGGUGAUCGUGCACAGCCCCCACCAACUGCCCUUCCCCGAGGAGGAGGGCUUCAACGUGUCCCCGGAUAAUAGCGUCUCCGUCAAGAUGUCCAGGAAAAUCAUCCAGCGAGUGGGCUAUCCUCACGGAAGAUGCAGAGCUGACAGUGGUUCCUCGAUCUUUAAGGAGUACUCCAGCCUUGGGUGCAGGAAACUGUGUGUGGAGGAGGAAAUUUGGAGGCAAUGUAACUGCUACGUCGGCAAAAGUCCAACAUACCACAGGGACGAGCUACCCAUGGAGAGGCCCGGUGCCUUUUGUUCCCCCUACAACGUGCGGAGGAAGCUGUGCGUGGAGAUGGUGAGAUACUCCUACCUGAAGGGUCAGCUCCACUGUGACUGCCCGCCUUCGUGUGGUGAGACGGUGUACCAUCCCGAGGUGACCAUCAGCCAAGACAACAAAAAAUUCUUCACCAUCUUACAAAACCUCAAGAAGCUGAAGGUGGACGACUCUAUAUGCGAGAGCAAUGGCCUUUCGCCCGUCCGCCUCCACCUGUACAUGGACUCGCUGUCCUACGAGAAGAUAGAAGAGAGCCCCGCCUACACGUGGGACACCCUCAUCUGCAAUGUGGGUGGCAACUUGGGUCUGUUCCUGGGCAUGUCCAUCGUGACUGUCGUGGAGCUGUUUGAAUUCCUCUUCGACCUGGUGAUGGGCUGCUGCCGGCCGAGGGGGAGGCGAGACCAUCCCAACCACAUCGUCACCCCACUACAAGACAUGAAACCGAAAUCCGUCCCUCCCCACCAGCGCUCCCCUGAAGAGACAACCCCGCGGCACCAAGGCGAAGGCAUUUAUUAUAGGCGUCCCAUGUCCUCGGCCUUCAACAGAAUCUUCUUGGGGGAAUGACUGACUGACUUUGGACUUCCCUCAGCCUAAAUUGGAGAGGAGGAAGUGACUGGAAUGAAGAAACACGACACUGAGGAUUUGUUGUUCUGCACGUGUUCUAUUUCUGUGCCUUCGAUAUAAUGUUUUCAUUGAGUGAAUAAAAUUAAAUGGGCUUUCAACUCAAGCCAUCUUCAGUUAGAGAGGAAAAGGAAGCUCAAGGGAACACUGCACUCUACAUGGGAAUCUUACUUUCAAAUGCCAACUAAAACUCCUUCUGCAGGUGUCUUUAAUUUUUCAGCCUUUAACAGAAUCAUCUUGGGUGAGUGACUGACCUUAAACUCCAUGCAUUCUACAAUGAAGAUAAAAACAUGGCUGAAAGGGAAAUUGUACUUAAUACGAGCUGUUUUACUCUCAAAUGCUAAGUCCUGAUUAUAGAAUUCCUCUGUGUUCAGUGCAUCAAUUUAUUUUAUACAAGUUGACAAAUGAACAGUUUUUCUUGUAGGCUGUACCUGUACCCAAACAGACUUAUAGGAAAUGUGCCAAGUUGUAUACCUGGCAGCCAUAUUUUACUCUGCCUUAGAUUGACUCUGGUGUGGAAUGAAGUAAUAAUGAAGUGAAUGGUGCUUUCUUGCCCUCAACAUACUUGCUACACCUCCUAUAACUCUACCGUUCCCUUCACUGCAUGGCUCAUCUAAAAACACAAAAGGAGAGGAAGAAAACAAAAAGAGGAAGAACAGAAAAUUUAAUGAUAGCAAAUGAGAUGGAGGCAGGAAGAAGUGAGAGCAAGGAAGAGGGAAGUGAGAGGAAUGAAGAGGGAGGGAUGAAGUUAACUUGGCAUGAAAACUGAAUCAUAAGUUAACUAAAUGGAAAAAAGAUGAAAUGUAAAAGUGGGAGAGAAGAGAAAGAAGCUAUGAAUGAUAAAAAAGAAAAAGGAAAAAUUUGAAUGAAGCAAAGUAGCAACCAUAAUAGAUCUUCUUCAUCCUUACUCCUGUCUCCCUCUCUCCAAGGUUGGUUGAGAAUAAGCCAUUCAGGAAAUCAUUCAAUAAGUGUAGAUGAAACAAUGUUGUUAGAAGCAGACAUUGUUAUUGGUAUCAAGACUGCCAUUCCAAUAUAACAGUUAAGGUAGAUUGUAGAAGCCAUGAUUUUGAAGGCUAACUAAAAGAACAACAUUCUUGUCACAUUACUAACAAAAGUCAUUUACACUUUUGAUUACUUUUAUUUCAUCCUUCAGUUCCCAUCUAGUGAGUUAUUGCAGGUAUUGAGAUACGAAGCAAUCACACAAUGUCCGGAGAGGAUAAAUCACAAGCAGACCAGUAUCAAAAGGUUUAAACGGAAAAAUGCACUUCUUCCAUAAUUCAAUAGGACAAAGUACACAAAAUGAAACAUGGGAGAGGUUACCCUACCUAGGCGGACACGAGGGUUGCUGCUGCUGUCCUUCCUGUGUUAAUGAGACGCAGGGUGGUGUGCUCACCUUUACUAUCAAGAGUACUGGUAUCAUUAUGCCUGCUGUACAUAGGAUUGGACAAGUCUACCACAGCAGUAAGGCCCAAAUUCUUAGCAUGUUGUACAAAAUUUGUCGGCCUACUGCACCCCUGGCAAGGUUAGAGACAUCUUAAUAUAAGACAAUGUUAGCCUGAUUAUGGGAGAUGCUCCAUAAGCAGGGCUGAGGCCGCUGACCUAUUACUGCGUGUGUGCCUCCCCGCCGCCGCCCUGCUGCUGCCGGGGCCCCUCGGCAGUGCCUCCAGGCGGUGCCGACCCUCUUACUGAGCCGUGGCACCUGGGCUCUGGAGUGGGGGAGGGGUUCUGGGCUCCCAACACUGCCGAGCCAAGGCUCCGGACAGUCUGCACGCCCUCACCCUGAUCUGGAGUGGUGCAGCGUGUGCAGGCUUGAGGGUGUUGACCUGCAGGGGAGUACAAGGGGUGGGGGGUGGGGGGCAGGGGAGGGGGCAGGCCACCGCAGUACUUGCCUGUUGAUAACACUAUUGGCUGGUGGAACAGUCAUGAGGGCAUAGACAUAAAUGAACUCUACAGUCCUGUUGUCACAAGGAAAGAUAACCUACAAAAUAAUGGUGCAUGUCUAAAAUGGAGUAAAAAUAAAUUAUAUCCGUAAUAAUUCAUCCAUACAUAUGACAUCUUAUAAAUGUGGCUAAAUAUACAGAAAACACGGAGCCUAGUAGCCUCAAAGAAAAUGGGAUGCGCUGCCGCCCACAUACAGCCACGGGCCAGCAGGGGAGGGGGGGAGGGGAUGAGGGAGGCUGGGGAGGGGAGCUAGAGCUGGGUGAAGCUGUCAGGGGGUAAAUAAACAGGAUGGGGAGGAGGGGAGGAGGAGAGGAAGGGACAGGGUUGUACUUGAUAAACAGCCAACUGGAAAAGGUUCUACUCAAGUCUAUAGGAGGGCUUGCGUUUAGUAUACAAUUUUCCUUUUAUAAUGAUGGACAAAAUAUUGCAAUCAGGCUACGAGGCUACUCAUACAGUACAUAACAUCA